Brassica napus (rape) is the source of this 1024-nucleotide messenger RNA. RefSeq names its product 18.5 kDa class IV heat shock protein-like. Lineage: Eukaryota; Viridiplantae; Streptophyta; Magnoliopsida; Brassicales; Brassicaceae. The coding region runs from base 376 to 843 and encodes 155 amino acids. Gene Ontology annotation, biological process: response to heat; protein folding; protein complex oligomerization. The record is from RefSeq and is a predicted model, not a curated record. The transcript has a single exon.
UUUGAGUCAGGUUCAGUUUGGAUUAAUAAUCUGAGUUAACGAAAAUUUCAAUACAAAACUAAUCUAUCAUUUAAGAAAUAUUCAAAAUUAAAUAAAACAAUUUACUAAUUUUAAAAUUUUUGGAUGCUCAAUUCGAAUCAGUAUCCAGUCUCUAAAAUACCUAAAAGUUCCACGAGGACAUUUUCUUGAAACCCCGGAUUUUGGGUUCUCUAGCUUGGAAAAGAGAGAAAGAGAGGCUUUUGCGUAAAGCCCAUUGGGCUUUAUACUUCCCACCUCCAUGUCCGAUUACUCUUCUUAUCUCUUCAAGAAAACUCUAGAACUUGUCUUCAAGAUUUAUUAUAGCUCUCAGCUUCUCUGUCACCUCAGUAGAAGAAAAUGUCGAUCAUUCCAAUCAACGAUCGCCGGAGUAUCUCUCCCGAAGAUAGAAUCUGGGAGCCAUUCGAACUCAUGAACACCUUCUUCGACUUCCCCUCACCUUCUCUCCUCCUCCCUCGCCACUUCCCCUCACUCUCUUCACCAUCCACCGUCGAAACCCAACUCUACUGGACGGAGACUCCGACUGCUCACGUUUUCAAAGCGUAUCUUCCUGGAACGACUCAGGAUGAAGCGAUCGUGUUCGUGGACGACGAAGGAUACCUCCAGAUCUGCGCGGGAGACAACAAGUUCAUGAGCAGAUUCAAGCUUCCCGACAACGCCCUGAAGGAUCAGGUGACGGCGUGGAUGGAGGAGGAUGCGUUCCUCGUCGUGUUCGUCGCGAAAGAUGGUACUUUUUCCCAGACGCCGCCGGAGAUCGAGGAUAAUCGCAAUGUGAGAGUCGUGGAGAUCACCGGCGAUGAUGAUUAAAUUAAGUCUGGGGACUUUUGAAACCUGUGUACUAAAAUAAACAGAGUAAUCAUGUAUUUAGGUUUGUGAUCGGAAGUCCUUUGUGAGCUUGUGUGAAGUUUCUUGUCUUAUAAACGAAUCUGUGUCGUUUUACUGAAUUGGAAAAAAAAAAGUAUGUAUAAUAGAGAAAAUUUGGAAGGAA